This is a messenger RNA of Syzygium oleosum, 1729 nucleotides long. RefSeq names its product metal tolerance protein C2. Gene Ontology annotation, cellular component: membrane; Golgi apparatus. Gene Ontology annotation, molecular function: zinc ion transmembrane transporter activity. The record is from RefSeq and is a predicted model, not a curated record. Bases 332 to 1501 code for a protein of 389 amino acids. NCBI's taxonomy places the organism in Eukaryota, Viridiplantae, Streptophyta, Magnoliopsida, Myrtales, Myrtaceae. Gene Ontology annotation, biological process: intracellular zinc ion homeostasis; transmembrane transport; zinc ion transport. The transcript has 10 exons.
AGGGAGGGGGCGAGCUGAGCAGAGCAGGGCAGGGCAGAGACCGGCGUUUACUUUGACUCGGAGUCCAAUCGUCCCUUCCGCCGAGCAUAGCAUAACUCCCGCGCACCGCCGAACAGCUCCAGGGCAUCGCUUCUACGCUCGGGGGGAGGGCUCUCAGGUGUUUUCUUCCGGCGCCUAUGAAAUCCGAACGCCUUUGAAAAGUCCGGGGAGGGGAAUCGGGAAUCCGCCGGUCCUCGGGGACGGCCCGAUCUCUCGGGGGCUUUUCUUCGGACCCGUCGGAAAAGCUCCCCCCCGGCCCGCGCCCCCCGGCCCGGCGACGCUUCCGCCGGAUAUGGAGGGAGGCAGGCGCGGGAGCCAGCGGGACGGCGAGUUCGGAUUGGGCGCGAGCGAUCGCAGGCUCGCCUACUCGUUCCGCCAGCCCUGGGAGCCCCGCACCCCGAUCGCCGUCCAUCACGACGGUCCGGCGCAGCCCUUGCUGUCGCGGAGCACCUCGAGCGUCGAUAUACCCGCGGGGUUUCGUCCGUUGGGCUUGGGCGUGGGCGAGGGCGCGGGCGAGGUCGGAGGAGAGGGGAAGGGGUCGAGUCGGCGGGCGAGCCCGUGGCUUCUGGUGGCGUCCUUCUUCACCGUCGCGAGGUCUGGGAAUAGGUACAUGAAGAGGCUGUUUUGGUUGAUUUCGCUCAACGUGGCGUAUUCGACAGCCGAAUUGGUUAUCGGACUCUUCACGGGCCGCGUAGGUUUGGUUUCCGAUGCAUUUCAUCUGACGUUUGGCUGUGGACUCUUAACCUUUUCGUUGUUUGCAAUGGAUGUAUCUCGCAAGAAGCCCGACAGAUAUUACACUUACGGGUACAAGAGGCUAGAAGUUUUGUCUGCAUUUACCAAUGCCCUCUUUCUUUUGUUCAUGUCAUUUUCCCUUGCUGUGGAAGCCCUUCAUGCCUUCAUCCAAGAUGAAUCUGAGCACAAGCACUACUUGAUAGUUUCAGCGGUUACCAACUUAUCGGUGAAUCUUAUUGGCGUUUGGUUUUUCAGGAACUAUGCUCGUAUUAAUAUAGUGUAUAGAAAAGCUGAAGACAUGAAUUACCACUCAGUUUGCCUGCAUGUUCUUGCAGAUUCCAUUCGCAGUGCAGGUUUGAUACUUGCAUCCUGGUUACUGUCCAUUGGGGUUCAGAAUGCAGAGGUUCUUUGUUUGGGAUUAGUUUCAGUGGCAGUCUUUAUGCUUGUUAUGCCACUCUUUAAAGCGAGUGGGGGUAUAUUGCUCCAAAUGGCUCCACCUAGUAUGCCAACUUCAGCAUUGAGCAAAUGCUGCAGACAGAUUACUGCUCGAGAAGAUGUAAAAGAGAUAUCUCAGGCUCGUUUCUGGGAAUUGGUUCCUGGUCAUGUCAUUGGCUCACUUUCGGUACAGGUGAAGAAUGGCAUGAGUGAUCAAUCAUUAAUCCAGUUUGUCCAUGGUUUGUAUCAUGAUUUGGGUAUUCAAGACUUGACAGUGCAAGUAGAUGAUGUCUGAGCUGAUCUUUUUGUUGCUUAAUUCAACGGUUAGUAUUUGAGACUGUCAAUGUGUCUGCAUUACAUGGAUCUGCUUUCGCGCUUGUCAUCAAUGACAGCUGGAUAGUUGUAUUAUUACAGUGGCAUUUAAUUGUUUCCCGUUUAAGAGUGGCCCCUCCAGUCAUCCGGGUCAAGUCUUUUAUGCCCGAUCCUUAGGCAAUGAACUUAUUGGGGGGAGUAUUGCGAGAAA